Molecule: messenger RNA, 906 nt
Organism: Trametes versicolor FP-101664 SS1
Lineage: Eukaryota; Fungi; Basidiomycota; Agaricomycetes; Polyporales; Polyporaceae
Exons: 5
Coding region: 1-906 (301 amino acids)
Biological process (GO): N-acetylglucosamine metabolic process
Cellular component (GO): cytoplasm
Source: RefSeq, a predicted model, not a curated record
AUGGCUGUCAACUCAACGCCCACUGAACUGUCGCCUCAGACUGUCCCUCUCGGCACAGGUCUCCCUACGCGGGAGGAGAUGCUUGUGUACUACCCGGCCAAGUUCACCUGGACACAGCUGAAGACCUUUGUCAACUCCGGCGACCUUGGACUGUUGAAGCGGGACAGGACGCUUCAGAAGCGGUACGAGGGGUGGUCGCAGGGGAUCAAGGAGAAGUAUGGGUCCAUCGUGAAUUACCUGCUGAACUACCGCUUGCAGUGGGGCCAGCCAGACACGCUCUCCGUGCUCCGAUCGUCCCUCGAUGAGCGACCCGCCCAGAAAGCCACAAACGGGACCACCCCAUCUCUAGACCCCAAAGCCCCCGGGAAGCUCCCCCCGCUCCCUGCCAACGCCCCACGCUACUUUCGGGCGGACAUACCCCCCGAGCUGCUCAGCAUUGCAAUGAACGACUGGCCCUACUCCGUCCCCCCAGACGUAGAGCACAGCCUCAUCUGGUCGCGCGUGCCCAUCCUCCCGCCAGACCUGCCCGCGCCCUCCGCGUCGCCGAUCUCCGCGCGCCUGCACCAGGACGGGCUGUGGGGCUUCACGGGCACGGACUCGCCCCCGCCCUCCCCGAGCACGCUCCCCGCGUGCCUGCCCGCGCUCGCGGACUGGGGCGUCACGAUGGACAAGCUCGUGCGCUCGCCGCGCGGGACGGAGGAGGAGGAGCGCGCGGUGAAGAGGUACGGGGAGGAGAUCGAGACGUUUGUGAAGCGCCGUUGGAACGAGCGCGAGUGGGAGACUGCGUGGUUCGUGAACCCGCCGCGGCUGCAAAGCGUCCCGGACUUGACGCACAUUCACGUCUUUGCGCGGCGCAAGAGCCCUGAGCAAAUCGCUAAAGCUGAUAUCGACGCUCAGCACGAGUGA